AAAAAAUUGAUAAAUUUAUAAUAUUUAUUUACAAUAAAAAGAUAUUAUUCAUAAAAAGCAACAGUGUAACAAAAAUGUUAUAUCACCGUUAUUCUCGGAUGUUAUUUAAACAAAUUUCUGACUAUAAAACUGUUUAUAAUCCAUUAAAAGUUAAUGAGAUUGUCCGUUAUAAAUUCUAUGAUAAUUACGAAGCUAUUAUUCAUUUCAUAAAGUAUUUACGUAAACGUCAAAUUGACGUUGGAUCUGAAAAAUCAAAAGAUUAUUAUAAAAUUAAAAGAAAAGCACCAGAAGGAACAUUUAUAAGUAAUGAAGCACCAAAUACAUAUGAUUUUUUUACAUUUCGCUUUCGUGAAUGGUGGAAACGUAAAAAAGAUGAUCUUCAAGAACAUAUAGAAAAUGAUCAAUAUCAAAAAUAUGUAAAAUUUGGACCAGAUUUAGCAGCAGCUCUAUUUAUUGUACAAAUGGGUGGUAAAGUAAGGUUCAAAAAUCAUAAUGAAUGGAUAGAUAAAACUAAAAAGGAUGAAAUUUCUAAUUUCUUAAAUAAAUGUUAUGCUAAUUACAUUUUAGAAGAAUUAGAUUUAAAUGGAUAUCCUAUACGAUAUCAACAUCUUCAUUUUAUUUUUAAUCUUCAUUAUUUAAAAUCACUUAACCUCAGAGGUUGUACAUCAAUUAAUGAUUGGUAUUUAGAUAAAUUGUCUGCAGAAUAUCCAAUGUUAGAAAAACUUGAUAUAUCAGAAUGUAAAAAUGUAACGGAAAGAGGAAUAGAAGCAUUAUAUAGAAUGCCUAAUUUAAAAACAUUAAUUGUAACAAACUUUUAUGGAUCUGCAGCAUUUGAUUUAACUUGUUUCAUGUUAGAAGAUGUUAAUCCAUAUUUAACAUGUCAAAUUCAACAAUCAAAAUAUAAACAUUUACCAAGUACUUAAUGUA
Apis dorsata (giant honeybee) is the source of this 927-nucleotide messenger RNA. Its product is annotated as distal membrane-arm assembly complex protein 2. The transcript has a single exon. The coding region runs from base 75 to 923 and encodes 282 amino acids. Lineage: Eukaryota; Metazoa; Arthropoda; Insecta; Hymenoptera; Apidae. The record is from RefSeq and is a predicted model, not a curated record.